AAUAGCUAGUAGUUUGGUGCAGUUCUCAGCUUCUGACGCCCGGCCUCGCGGUUUAUUAUAAAAUUAAACAAAUUUCCAUAAAACUCAAUAUCCAGUUUGAGAUUACGUGCGAAAUUUGUGUGACACAGGUGCUAGUGUAAACAUAAACAUUGGACUGUAAAGUGUAAAGUGUUUGUGUUGAAAUCAAAAGUGCAGCAAGUAUUUUAGUUUUCCUUUUUUAUACUUUUAGAGAUUUAUAUGCGUUUUGAAAUAAAAUGUGUGUAAAAAGACUAAAUCAAAGGACAAAGUGCAAAGUGCAAAAUAAUUAACUUGUCUCGCAGUUUUUAUGUAUUUUGAUGGUGACAGUUUUUACUCUAAGUGAACAUGGCGCCAUCAAGCGGCGGCCGCGAAUACUUUUGCAGUACACGUCCAAAUCGCCGGAGCGUGCCAACCCUAGUUUUAAGAGCUUUAGCUACUCGGCCGAGCCGGGGGAAACGAUAGCUACAACCAAAGAAGAGGAAUGGGUGACUCGUAAAACGAGUGAAGUAACGACCACACGACAGAUCGCGACUCACGUCAAGCGCGAGCUUGUGCUGGAAGACGGCCGCAUCCUCCAGGACUCCGGGCCAAAGAUAUCUACCUCCGUCAAUGAGGAUACACACACCACAAACUAUCAACAAACUGAACACAGAAUACCUGAAGAUCAAAAGGGGGAGACUGAGGCUGAACAGAUCAAAGGGCAGAACGCUGUACACAUAGAGGAAAUACAAGAUGCACCAGACGGUUCGAUUGCCCCAGCGGGCGCUAAAGUCUUGGUAUCGUCCAGCGUGGUCGCGAACCCCGAUGGAAAAGUGCGGGAGAGCCACGAGCGACGAGUCCUUACCAGGAACGUCACUGACAGAGUCCGGGAAACGGAGGAGAGGAUACAUCGAGGGGAUACCACUCAUGAUGCUCUUAUAACAGCAGUUAACGAGACGAAGGAGGAGGACAUCCGAGAUGCUCUGAAGGUGCAGACGGAGCAGCAGCUGGCGCUGGUGCCGCGCGGCCCGAAACUCGUGAAGGACACCGUCGCUUACAACACCACUGUCACUACUGAUGAUACGGAGGAGCUACGAGCCUUGCGGCCGGACGGUACGAUUGUGACCGAAACGCGUCACACGAAGGAGCAAGAACAACUCUGUGACGAAGAACUGUCUAAAGACGAGGCGAAAUCGUUAGCAAGUGACGCGAGUUUAGUACAGGAAACUGGUGGCACGGAGCGACGAAAAAGAGUUGAUCUAGAAAAAUCAACCGAUCUCAUGGCGGGCGGAUUGCGAGUUGCAACACAAGUACAUUCAAAGACUAGAACUGAGGAAGUUGAAAAAGAGGACCAACCGAACAUGGAUGACGACUGGGAGAGUUUAUCCGUGAGGAUGCGUCGUCAGCGCCGUCUAAGACAAAGUGAACUCGAAAAAGAAUACGCGAAACGACCAAUCAACUUUGACAUUGAAGAGGAAACGCGGAAGAAGGAAACGUCCAAGUGGCUCGAGAAUCAUUUCGGCAGCGAAUCUCGCUCUUCCCAUGACUCCAUAGCUGAAGAAAUAGAACGGCACCCCAAACCAGGAUAUUACCCUAAGAAAGCCGAUGACGAAGGAUACUACGGCAAAACUUCCUCUUCAGUCCCACCUCCACCGGUCUACGGAGAUAGAGUUCUUCGCAAAACAAAAUCUUCGACACCGUCCGACGAGCGUCCUGUUGUAUCGGGGAACAGAACAGGCGGCUAUUUUAAAGGAGUGGCAGAUUGGUCGCAGCGACGCGCCACCAAGCCGAGAAUGCCUGAGCCACGAAGUUCGUCCCCAUCGCCACCUGUUGUACGAUCUCCGUAUACCAGUAACGACCGGCUAAAUGACUCCUCACCUAAACAUGUAUAUAAACGAGACUCGCCCCAAGGGAGGUCAUCGCCGAUCGGUCGACGUAAUCCGCCUUCGCGAGACGACUCCGCCUACGUUUCAUCGUCGACUAUGCACAGCCCGCCACGUGGAUCCCCGUUUAGGCCACUAGAGACCGAUAGAUCAUUCCGCGAGCCAUCGGUCGAAGACGAUUAUCGACCACCGAAAGCUCCCGAAAGGAAACGCCAUUCAAAGAAAAUAAUGUCCGAGGACCACCGAUACGACAGUGGCUACAGAAGCUCAUCACGGAAUGAUAAUUCGGGCCGUUCGAGAGACAGUCGUGACGAGGGCGCCGUAGAGCCUCCCCCUGACUAUUCCCCUCCCAGAGACCGUAGAGGGAGUGCAGAUAGGGAACGGACACCGCCGCGCCGGCGUGACAGGGAUGAGAGGAAGCAAAAUCAAAAGACCCGCUUCGCUGAUAACGGCAGGCGACCCUCACCCGUGCGGAAAUCGGUCGGUUCGGCGAUCGGCAACUCGAUAAGGAAGCUAGUGGGGAAGAUUCGCUCGGCGUCUUCGGAGCGGAAGAGUCGCUGGCGCAGCUCUCGCACGCCGUCGCCGGAGCACUCGUCGCGCACGUACAAGCAGUACGGCGGCGAGCUGGCGCCCCCCGCGCCCCCGCACCGCUACUACCUCGGCGAGGACCCUUUCGCGCCCAGCAUCUAUGGCCGUGAGCACAAGUACGAGGGCAGUCCGAGACGAACCGCUGCUGUCGACACGCGUGACCAGCGCGAAAGGGGCCAGUUCUCGAGCACUCUCGGUCGGCUCAGUCACUCUACAAGCCGGCUGAAUCCCGGUGAAGCAGACGAAGAUUACACCCGAAGCGCUCAGACCCUACCCCGAAAGCUACACGAACGGAAAGAGAAACCCACCGAAAAACCAAGCUCCAGUAAAUACUGGCAGCGACUCACAAACAACAAACGGUCUACCAGUGCCAUUAAUAUACCGAACAACGUAUCAGCAGCGCCGGAGGGAAAGAUAAACGGGUAUCCGCCUGGCCCUGCAAAGCCAGCGCGGACCUACAAAGGUCUCAAUAGGAGUAAGAGUUUUGCUAUGGGAGCACCCGAACAGGAGACACAUCCACGUUACGUUACUGGUAUGAGCAGAAAUUAUUCCACGAUGUACAAAUCAAAUCCACACCUCAGUAGGCUGGAUGAGACUCCAGAACAGCUGAAAAGUCCAGGAAUUGUGUCAAUCAUAAAUCGAAGCCAGCGAGAUUUAGCGGAUGCUGUGUCACGCGAAACUGAGCGUCGACGGGAUGGAUUAUUUGGUGCCCGUUACGGGAAAACUACGCCGAUGACCAACGGUCACACAAAUGGGUACAAUAAAUCUUACGAUGAAACAGAUAAGAAAAAGAUAUUCCUUAAAGGACUACGAGAGAGGGCACCAGAAUUAUAUCAAACCUUACACGCGGACGACGAGUCUGACGGCAGCAGAUUAUCAUCCCGAUACAACACCCCGUCGCCGCAUUAUAAAGAACGGAUAUCGGAGGAACGCAAAAUACCAUUGUAUAAAACUGAAUCAUUAAAUAGAGAGUCGAGUCCCUUUGUCUCGCGUUUGGAGACGAGAAUAAAAUCACCAGUGAAUCGGCGCGAAAGUAACAGCAGUGACAAUUUUUCUGAAACAUAUCGGUAUACCACGCGCUCAGGUGAUCCUGAGAGACCUAGCGUAACAGAUACCGUAGAAACUGUUAGUAAAAAAGUUAUUCCAUCUAGAGAUGGGAGGUCUAAAGAAAUAAUCCAAUCAAGGGAGGUGAAUUCGGUGACAAAGAGUCGGGGCUACAACGAACCUAUUGCAAGCACCAAGUACUAUGAGAAUGGCAUUCGUAGUUCUCAUGGCUAUGAAUCUAGAAAUGGAACGGCGCCGCACUAUCCCGAACGAAGGAGAAGUAAUUACAAAGUGUCUGAAAAAGUAAGGGAUUAUUGAACACCGAGCGCGACUUGAUUAUUAUAAUUGCCAUAUUUUCAUAUAACAUAAUUAGUGUCACACAGACUGAAAAGUUGAAAUUUAAUCACAUGUUAAGUUAGGUGGUCAUUAACUGCAUUCGUUAACAUGUUAUUUGUUAAUUUAAUGUUAGUUGCUUCAUGUAAAAAGUCAUAUAGCUUUACUAAUUUUAUUUCGAUAUUUGUACCUAAUAAGUGAUCUAAUUCCGUCCAGUAAAGAAUUUUAAACGAUUAUACCUACCUACUUGUAUUGUAUUGAAAACUUUUGAUGUAUGAUUCUUUUUUUUAUAAUAAUUUUGAUAACAUUGGAAAUAUUAAAAUUAAGAAUUUUAAUAAUAUUGUACCCGUAAAAAUAAAUAAUGU
Molecule: messenger RNA, 4210 nt
Organism: Maniola jurtina (meadow brown)
Lineage: Eukaryota; Metazoa; Arthropoda; Insecta; Lepidoptera; Nymphalidae
Gene: chas
Exons: 12
Coding region: 336-3830 (1164 amino acids)
Source: RefSeq, a predicted model, not a curated record